ACUCUGGUACAAGUAUUACAGAGUCAUAUGUUUCUCUUACGAAAGUAGUGUGAGACGGUACUGUCAAAUCCAGUGUCAUUCAGUAUUAUUCAUAAACGGGUAUAGUUUCAUUAAAAGAACGCAGCGAGUUCUAACUUUCGAAUGAUUUUCAUUUUAUCGUUAAAUCAUUUUUUGAUAUUCAUACUUUCUCAUGACAAUUCGUUUUAUUACACUUCGAAGGAUAAGUCUUAAACUAACAAGUUCUAACCUUAUUCUGACAAAUUAUUUAUACGCAAAUUUGUCCUUCAAAUGAUACAUUAAUACUUUCUCAUUGGGAUAAAGUUCAAAGUUUAUAAAAACUAUUGGAAUAUUCUUCAUGUUCAUUUAUUCUUGAAAUUAUUGUAUAUAACAAGAAAGAUUAGCAAAGAAAAUUAAGGAUUGCCGAAGACUCGCAUUAAGUUAUAGCAUAUAUGGUAAGAAUGAAUAAAAAACCUAACAGUGCAACAGCUCGCUUAAAGCAGGAUUACUUACGUCUUAAAAAGGAUCCUGUCCCAUAUGUUUUGGCAGAACCGGUACCUUCUAAUAUAUUAGAAUGGCACUAUGUAGUUAAAGGACCAGAAAAGACACCGUACGAAGGAGGAUUUUAUCACGGAAAGCUUAUAUUUCCUGGAGAAUUUCCAUUCCAACCUCCUAGCAUUUAUAUGACUACUCCAAAUGGUCGAUUUAAAGUUAAUACAAAACUUUGUUUAUCAAACACCGAUUUUCAUCCUGAUACAUGGAAUCCUGCUUGGAGUGUAUCUACCAUUCUUACAGGAUUGCUUAGUUUUAUGAUUGAAAAGAGCCCGACUUUCGGCAGUAUUACUACAACAGAUUAUGAAAAAAGGGAGUUAGCAAUGCAAAGUUUGGAAUAUAACCUACGCGACAAAAUGUUUUGCGAAUUAUUUCCAGAAACGGUUGAAGUUAUAAAAGCGGAAUUAGAACGCAGAAAAGAAUUAGAGAAACAAGCAAGGCAUCAGUCUACCGCUUCAGAAGUUUCUUCCUUAAUACGAGAUCAACUACAUAGAGAACAAAGUCCGUUACAUGGUGCGAUUACUAAUCUCGUCGUUUUGAUCGGUUUUGCAGCAUUUGCUUUCAUAGUAAAAUAUGUAUUGAGGAGCAUUGCCACAGAAUAUAGUAAAAGUGAGUAAAUCAGGUUUCAAAGAAUUCUGUAAGAAAAGAAGGUAGGAAGAUGACCACAUGCAUCUUACUUAAGGCUUCUCAAAACUUUGAUAUUUUGUAUGAAUAAUACUGAAUCUUAGAACAUAAGAAGAAUUUUAUUUAUAUCAUUUUUUCCUACUUUGGUUUGCGUUGGCACUUUUUCCAAAUAAUUUUGUAAAGCUUGUAACAAAGUGCAAACUAAUAUUCUGACUGCCUAAUAUCUUUACAUAUAAUGCCUUUAUAUAACUUGUUGUUACAUGAAGAUACGUUAUUAUUCAUACUACCAAAUAUAAAUUAUUUUUGAAUAUAUACAUUUAUAUUUGCGAUGAUUCUACGAUUGAAAAUAGUGAAGCCUUAAGGGGGAAAAAAAAAAGAAUAAAUAAAUAAAAAGGAAAGAAAAAGAUACAAAAAAAAAAAAAAAGAGAAUUUAUCGAAAAAUGUAAGCUACAUUGACUUGCCUAUUGAUCUAUGCCGAAUUUGUGUGGAAAUCUUUAUUCACUUUGAUCAAUAUGUUAGUAAUGGACAUUUAAUAGAUUUUUAUAUCAAGGGUAAUUGUAAGAUGCAAGUUGUACUAUAAUUCCUAAUUUUAAUGAUGAUGAUUGCAGUUAGCUGCAAUAACAGUCUUUCUACUUUAACAAUUACCACUCUUGAUAUAGGUAUGAAAUCAUUUUGCAUAUACUUAGAAUAUGAAAUAUCAUUAAUCGUUGCGACUUCGCAACUUUUAAUGAACAUUCAAAUUUUCAUUCUAAUGUUAUUAUUUAAACUUCCAAAGGAUAGCUGUUGAUGAACUAGAUAUAAUCGUAAUUCUUUUCGAAACGAUAUUAUUAAAAUCAUUCGAAUCGUAGAGAUUUAUUAUUAUUCAUGAAUUCUUAAAAAAUUUUUUUAAAAAUAAUCCGUGCUCUUUCCUCCAACUCUUCGUCGUGAAAGCUUGUUGCAAAAAAAUUUUAUUUGUUUGUUAAUGCUGAUUUCGUUGAAUUCGUUCGUUUUAAUUAUCAUUGAAUUUAGGUGUAUAUUUGGAAUUUUAUAUAAUUAAGUAAAUGCACAAAUUUAAUUGAACAAGUGAUCUUUGCCUCUUCGAUGUGCCAAUAUAGAACGGAUUAUAUAUUUUACGAACGUAUUAGUCAACUACACAUUUGAUUCAUUCAAUUAUUAGAAAUGAAAUGUAAAUAUAACUUAUAUUAGAUCGAUGAGGAGAUAAUUGAUAGAGGCAAAGUCGAUUCAUUUUGUUUUCAUAUUAUAUUUAUUAUAAUUAUUAAUAUAAUAAUUUCUUCCACUUAACAAGAGUAAAGUAUAAUCUAAUCUAUCGCUUUAAUCAAAUAUUAUCUAUCUAUCUUCCUUCAAAAUCCAUGAAUUUAUAUAGAAACAUUUUUCUGCUAUAGUUUCGAAUAUGUGAUUUUGCUAAUAAUGUAUAUCUAUAUCGUCGUUACUAUUACGUAUGUAAAUUUUUUAGUUAUAUACUUUUUUUUCUCUCUCUCCAUAUAAGGCACACUUCGUUGAUAAGACUUAUUUCAGCUGUACACAAAACCGUUCAAAUUUGAUUAGAUCCAUAUCCAAAGAUAAUCAAUGCUGCUUUCUCUCUGUUUAAAUAUAGAUACAGAUUUUUAAUGAAAUUAAAUCCCUCAUUCAAAAUUGUACCAUCGAACUUUGUAAUCUUUGGAAAUCACACAUUAAAAACACAUAACAUUAAUAAAUUUCUAUCGAAAAUAUUUAAA
Messenger RNA from Vespula pensylvanica (western yellowjacket), 2888 nucleotides. RefSeq names its product ubiquitin-conjugating enzyme E2 J2. The coding region runs from base 450 to 1166 and encodes 238 amino acids. The transcript has 4 exons. NCBI's taxonomy places the organism in Eukaryota, Metazoa, Arthropoda, Insecta, Hymenoptera, Vespidae. The record is from RefSeq and is a predicted model, not a curated record.